GGAUUGGAGGCGCCACCGCGACUUACAUGCUUUCUCUGCGCUGUGGAGCCCGGUUGAUGCGCUCUUCUAUCGAUUGCACGAGCGUGUGCAUGGCCUUCUGAUACAUUGCAGCGCGCUGCGUUUUUUCCCGUUGCCCCGCUGGCCGCGCUCGUUGGGCGAGCAACCGGCGACGAGGAUUGCCGGUGAACCGUGAGAGACAACAAAGACAGAACGGAGGAAGAGAAAGACGGGCGGAGAGAGUAAGCGAUCGGCUGCGCGCCAGUUUUCCGUGAUAAGCAGAGACACAAGGGAACAAGAUGACGCCGGAAGGAUAUACACGCGUGUACGUGGGUGGUUUGAACGAGAGCAUCAAGAAGGAGGACUUGCAAAUGGAGUUUGAGAAGUACGGCAAGCUGAACAAGGUUUGGGUGGCCUUCAAUCCUCCGGGCUUCGCCUUCAUCGAAUUCUUCAACAUGAACGAGGCCGAGUUAGCAUGCUGCAACAUGAACGGCAUGGAGAUUAUGGGUGCAAAAUUAAGAGUGGAGAUUUCACGAGGUAGAGGUCGUGGUGGCGGCAGCAGAGGCAGUACGGGUAGUUUCCGCGGUGGUCGUGGGGUCGGUGGUAGGGAUUUUGGAUCUCGAGGCGCUAGUAGCGUGGGUUACAGAGGAGGCAAUACUUACGGCGAUUACGGAGGCAGCUAUUAUGCAGGCAGGGGUGGCGCAAGUAGGGGCAGAGGUCGUUACGGAGAAGACUAUAUGUACAAUCGCAGCGGCGGGUAUGUUACACGAGAUGGAUAUACUCAGGAUGUCUACGGUGGUAGCGGCGGAGACACCAGCGCCGAUUACUAUACCGGGAAGGAUACGAGCACAGCGAGGUAUCGAAGCCGCUCACCGGCUGGCCGUGGCAGUCAUCGUCAUCUACGUGAAUGCACAUAAAAGAACUACGCUGCGUUGCCAAUCUGAACUGCGGGCCGAUCAGCCACCCGCCUCGACGACUUCAUUUCUGUCCAAUCUACACAGCGACCUGUAUAUAGACAAGAACUAUCAUUGCGGUUUAUGCUGUGCAUUACUUUUCCUUGCAUUGUUGACCACUUACACACAAGUACACACAAUCUGUGGUCGCAGCUGUGGGGAAGACUAUGAUUCUGUACGAUAUAACUCAGACUCAGAAGAAAACGACAGACUCGGAAAAAGAAAAACGAAAGUUCCCUUUAAAAAAAAAAUGCUCUUCCGUUUACAAAACGAGAGAGACAGAUAUAUAUAUAUAUAUAUAGAAAGAGAGAAAGAGAGAGAGAGAAACAGAGGAAAAGAGUGAAAACGAGAAGAGAGAGAAAAAGAGAAAAAAAAGUGAGAGAAAGAGAACGAAAACGAGGCGCAGUGAAAUAUCGAAUCGCGGACUCGCGAACGGUUGAAAAAUGUCCGACAAAGUAAAGAUUAAAUAUAGGGUUAUAGUAUGUAGGGGUUGUAUAUCUUCAUUUCCCAAUCUAUUUUUAACUAAAAGCGCACUGACUUAGAUCAUUGUUUUUACUCCGAGACUCUUAUUUCUCCGGUGUUCUUCUUUCUUUUCCACGGUUUUAUACCAUGGCUGGAAUUCUUUUUGUGCUUUACGGUUAUAUAACGCCUGUGAUUAUUUUAAUAACGUGCACCAGGUGUCACGUAUGCCUUAACGUCGCACAUCCAAGGAUCCCAGACAGCGCCAACUGCCGAGAGACUUGAAGACGUUCGAAAGGUGUUUGGAAAAAAAAAAAGAAAAAGUACAAGACCCUUUUGGACGUCUUCGAGAUAUUGUGUGUGGAAGUUUGUGCUGACUCUGAGACACGUGUUCCGGGUUCAUGCUCAAUCCGGCGAUGCUCAAUCUGGCGCUCAAUGCAUUCGCGCUUACGCGCCAGAUCGAGCGUCGACGAAAACUUCCAUAGACUUGUGUACAUAUAGACUGCGCUUUCUCACGAGAGAGAUAUAUUUGAAGACACGAUAUAGAGGAUAGCUGUAUUCCCCUUCCACUGUCCACAGGUAUACCACCUUCGUCUAGCUUUCUCUUUGGGGUGAAGAUAGACAAGGAUGGAGUACCUGUGGCACAGGUCAUCCUUUCCAAAAGCGAGAUGUGUGUUUCUGCCGCUGUACUAAUGUACGCUUUUUCGCAACUUAAAAAGAGACAGAUAAACAGAUGAGAUGAUUGUGUUUGAGGGAAAAAAAAAACGAUAAAGGAGAAGGGGACUAGCGCAGGGUAGUGCAGCCAGUUCGGCUGAAUAGAAAACAAAGCCGCAGUCCUCGCAGCCUCUUGUAGAGCGCACUCAGUCUGUGUAUAUGCGAGUCGAUGGGAAAAGCGUGACUGAAUUUUAAGGCGUACAUGACGCACACUGUAUGACUAUCAUAUGAUACUCUGCUCCAUAAUUGUACGAUUAUCUCGACGUUCGUUGUGAACGUGUGGCGAACGAAAGGCGCAGCUCAGCUGAGAAUGAUGCAACAAAAGCUUCUUACUGCGAUACUUACUGCGAUAAGUUUCGAGACACCAGUUAGAUACGUACGGCGGUCCCGCGGCAUAAAUAAUCUUUUAUCGCGUAUCUAGGUAGAGUUAAACGAAAAAAAAAAAAAAAAAGAAAAAAACGUGUGUGCUCGCUUAUUAUUCUAUGAAUAGUAACGAUUUUAUAUGGAAUUUCGGUGGGAAGAUUAUACAGGAGAUCGCGCGCGCGUGUGACUUUAGCCAAAUGCAAACUGCUGCUCGUAUAUGGAAGAAUCGAAUCCUUUUUUUCCUGUCGGACAAUACGCGUGAGCGAGUGAUGAAAAAAACAGACCGCAAGGCGGUUUCCGCCCCGGCGCAAAAUCUGUCGUCGUUCGGCGAGGUCGAAGUUCUCAGGAAACCCCUCCCCCGUUGAAGAAAACGAGAGAUAAAAAAGCCAAAAGCCCGAAACCGACGCAUCUGUAAUGCGACGUAUUUCUUCCGUACAUUUUCUCCCUCAUCGGAUCGUUUUUCUCGAGUGAAGUAUAUGUGCAGAAACACAGUGCUGCAUUUGGACGAAAGAGAGGACACGCUUCCGAGAGCGUCCGCACUCUUGUUAUACUGCGGCCGCUCGUAAAUAAGAAAGUGAUCAAAUAAAACGGUAAUGAUGUGUAUUACCUCCACUGUAAAAGAUAUGGAAUUGGAAAUUGAGAUAUUAAAUGAUUUGCGCUCA
Harpegnathos saltator (Jerdon's jumping ant) is the source of this 3148-nucleotide messenger RNA. RefSeq names its product Repressor splicing factor 1 (gene Rsf1). Gene Ontology annotation, molecular function: RNA binding. The record is from RefSeq and is a predicted model, not a curated record. The transcript has 3 exons. The coding region runs from base 297 to 914 and encodes 205 amino acids. Lineage: Eukaryota; Metazoa; Arthropoda; Insecta; Hymenoptera; Formicidae.